AUGUACACCGCUCUCAUUGUGGCCUUUGCCGGCGCGUCCCUCAUUACCGCGGCUCCCAUCAACUUUACCAAGCGGUACAGGCACUCGAAAUACGAGCCCUACGACGAGUACCACCUCCGCUACGUCGCUCUCGACUGCCGUACCAAGCACAACACGACCUUCUUCGUCGACUGCUGCCACCCCCUCCGUAACGGCGAGAACAUCACCGAGGUCCGCUCCGCCUACUGUGUCCCGAAUGCCACUGCUAUUGCUUCGGCGUCAGCUCACAUAGCUGGCGCCACCGCGCCCCUCCCUUCCAGCUCUGGUAAUUGGAACACCAAUGACGCGGGCAACAGCAACAGCAGCGACGACACUGCUUCAAACAACUCGGACGACGGCGCCGCCGCCGCAUACACGUCCCUGGGUGGGGAUGCGCCCACCAGCACCACCUCUGCCUACGACGCCCCCACCAGCACCACCUCUGCCUACGACGCCCCCACCGAUACACCUCCCUCCGCUCCCUCGCCGUCGCCCUCCAUCGCCGUCGAGAACCACGUUGCCCAGGACUCGAACCAGAACCAGGAUGCUUCUUCUGAGCAGGGUCCUUCGUCGUCGUCUUCUGACCAGGCACCUACUUCUUCCUCGUCGUCCGACCAGGCCCCUUCGCCUACCUCGUCGUCCGACAAUGCCCAGCCGACCCCCUCCGGCGACAACAACAACGACAACAACAACGGUGGCGGCGGCGGCGGCGAUGUCCAGACGGGCGGACAGGCCACCUUUUACUCCCAGACCGACGGUGGCGGCGGACCAGCGGGUGCGUGCGGUGCUGUGCACAGUGACAGCGACAUCAUUGUCGCCCUCUCAACCCACGGCCCGUGGUACCCGAACGCGAACGCGGUGUCCCCCUACUGCGGCCGCAAGGUUCAGAUCUGGCCCGCAGGCGACUUUGCUGGAAAGGGCAAUACAAUUACCGCCACGUGCGCCGACGCGUGCCCCUCUUGCACGCACAGUGGCAACGACAUCGACCUCUCGCUCGGUGCCUGGGCCGCCAUGGGCAUCGCCGAUAGCGUUGGCGUUGUUCCCAUCGAGUGGAAGUUCGUCUAA
Molecule: messenger RNA, 1083 nt
Organism: Cutaneotrichosporon cavernicola
Lineage: Eukaryota; Fungi; Basidiomycota; Tremellomycetes; Trichosporonales; Trichosporonaceae
Exons: 1
Coding region: 1-1083 (360 amino acids)
Source: RefSeq, a predicted model, not a curated record